AUGGAUGGGGAGAUGAUUUUAACGUUCCUCCCCGGGGCGGCGCAAGGAUUAACAACGGUCGCUCUAGGACAUCCGCUUGAUACCGCCAAGACCCGCAUGCAAGCUGUGGGUCCCAGAGCAAGCCGAUCCUUUGUGUGCACAAUUUGGAGCAUGACCCGUGCAGAGGGGGCAUGGAGUCUGUACCGUGGUGUUACUCCACCCUUGGUGAUGUCAGCAACAAAGCGUAGUUUGCAGUUUGCUGUGUGGGACACGUUUCGGCAACAUGAUAUUCAACGAACAUCACAUGGGGCCUCCCCAUCGUACGUGAGUUGUACUUUCUCCAAAAUAUUUGCAUGGAUAGGGGCAUCGCCGUUUCGUUCAGGGGCAAUUGCGGGUGGCUUUGGGACACUUAUUGGUUGCCCGAUGCAUGUCAUAAAGAUCCAAACACAGUUUUCUACUCGCUGCGUCACAAAAAAUGCCUGGACGUGUGCAAUUGAUAUUUACCGCAAUGAGGGUUUUUGUGGAUAUUAUCGUGGAUUCCGGUACCAUGUCGUGAAGGAUAUAUUUUUUGCCAGUUGCUAUUUGGGUUUGUAUGAUGCAAGUAGGCGGUGGUUAUGUGAGCUCUUUAGUGUGUUUUCGCAGCAGAAGUGGGGUCCUCGCGCAACCGUCAUAGUGGGAGAUUCCACGGAGUAUUUUACGAGUCAAUCAGCAUUCCUUGCAGGCAGCAUUGCCUCCAUGGCUACAUGGACCCUCCUAUAUCCACUUGACACCAUAAAAACAAUUGUACAGGCCCGCAAUAUUGGCUUCUUGCAGGUGACGGAUAUCUUUAGGCGGGAGAUUUCCGCAAUGUACCGGGGAAUUGGGGUGUCGCUGGUGAGGGCGGGCCCUGUGAGCGGUGCGGCAAUGGUGGUGUACGAACUGGCGAAAAGCAAGACGGAUCAGUUGCUGCUGCAGAACAGAAGAGGGCACACAGCGGCGGGGGAAAAUGGAAAAGUACGGUGCUAA
Trypanosoma cruzi is the source of this 984-nucleotide messenger RNA. RefSeq names its product mitochondrial carrier protein, putative. Gene Ontology annotation, molecular function: transmembrane transporter activity. The record is from RefSeq and is a predicted model, not a curated record. NCBI's taxonomy places the organism in Eukaryota, Euglenozoa, Kinetoplastea, Trypanosomatida, Trypanosomatidae. Gene Ontology annotation, biological process: transmembrane transport. Bases 1 to 984 code for a protein of 327 amino acids. The transcript has a single exon.